Leptosia nina is the source of this 582-nucleotide messenger RNA. The record is from the annotation of a GenBank genome assembly. NCBI's taxonomy places the organism in Eukaryota, Metazoa, Arthropoda, Insecta, Lepidoptera, Pieridae.
AUGAUCCAUAAUUUCCAGACAUUAAUAGAUGCACUCCGGUCAGCGGAGCCCAUACAACUCGAGUUGGAUAGAAACUUGCAAGUGCUCCUACCCUCACAAGCGGCUGCUAAAGUGCAACUACCUUCAUCUUUUUACGCACUUUCUCCGGAGGAAAUCAAAAGAGAACAACAGUUAAGGACAGAGGCGAUUGAAAGAUCUCAAAUGUUGCGCACAAAAGCGAUGCGUGAAAAGGACGAAUUGAGAGAAAUGAAGAAAUAUAAGUUUGCCAUAAUUCGGAUACGGUUUCCGGACGGAAUAUUAUUGCAGGGCACAUUUUCCGUGUACGAGCGGUUUAUGGAAAUCCAAGAGUUUGUACAAGAAAACUUGGAGCACAGCGGUUUGCCGUUCGUCCUAAAUACGCCAACAGGACACAAGCUUAUCCUAGACGAGGAUGCGAAUAAGACCCUUAUAGACCUUCGAUUAGUACCAGCCACAGUAUUGAAUUUCGCCUGGCACUCAUCUGUCAUUGAAGAAAUCAAUAAAAGCCCCAAUAAGGAUAUGUAUUUGAAGCCAGACGUCAUGGUUUUAGUUCGAGAGGUGUGA